AUGGCAGACACCGACAACGCCGACCUCUUCGCCAUUCCCGACUUCUGGAAGCUGUCGUCAUGGCAGCAACAACCACCGCCACUAGCUGCGGAGGAGAGACAAGAUGGCUUCUUCAGCCUCGAUGUUAACGGCGACGAGAGGAUCACAUUCUUCCUCGACACGGACGAGCCAGAGCUGCCGCCUUGCAACGAUGACGACGGUGGCCUCUUCAAGAUCCCACAUUUACUAAACCAGCUCCUACCGAGUGUUCCAGAACAGACACUUGAUAAGCAGGACACAAGCUCGGUUAUAGAACCCAUUGCAACGCCCUCGUCUAUUGUUGACGACUUCUGGCUUCUACCUGACGACAGCGUCCGGCCACCUCCGCCGGCUGAAUUCAAAUCGUGGGCAUCGUUUGAGCAUGUUGAAGUCCCCAUCCAAGCUCCGAUAUUCGCGACAGAACAAGGUCCCAAGUUCGUCGACGCAAUUAUUGCUGAACACAGCGACGUCAUACGCCCUGCGUCAUCGUCCGAGACAAACGCUGGCGAGGACGAGCAGGACCCGGCGAUACUGGACACGCGCGAAUACUGCUCUUGCCUUCUUGCAUUAGCCCUAGGACGAAGUUCGAUCUUGUUCUCGUGGGACGAUGGGAAACGGGCGUUCCUUCCCGUGGUCAAUUCCGCGAGAGUCUCAGGAUUCUCUGCACAAGUACUGCGACGCGCUGAGAGGGACUGCCUCGAAUGCGGAAACGACAGCCGUUAUCUGAGAGCCUUUGUCGACCACACGUAUACAGCCGCGGCCUCAACAAACUCUCCUUCAAGAGUGGCCCUCGCACGAGGCGUGGACAGCCUCCUCCUCACCAUCCAAAGCGAGCUUGGCACCCGUGGCCAGAGGGCACACUCACUGCUCCAGUUGCAGGCGCUUGUGCGGCCCGUUGCCUCUCUCGUCAAAUUCAUACGCGGGCUCGUGACAAAGCUCUCACGCGCAACAGCUUCUUCAAGAACCACUGACGAGCACUUUUUGACGCUGCUGUACCAAGAGACACAGUCCAUGGAGUACAGCGUUGUCUUUAUGCGUGAUAUCAUCAAGCAGUUGCUUCAGCUCGUCUCGGAACCUUGGCUAGUCUUCGUGAGCGAAUGGAUUGGGUUGAGUCCCAGAAGCAAGGCUACACUUUGGACGGGCGAGUUUCAAAGCAAAGGAUUCGUUCGCCUAGACGACCGGGUCUGGAUCGACGACAUGGGCGCGGAGUUGGCUGAAUCCGACUACUUCUUUGACGAGGAACGGAUGCCGGCUUUCAUUCCAGCGGAAAUGGCCAAGAACAUCUUUGAAACAGGUCGCAAUCUACGAUUUCUGUGGACAAAUCAUCCCGAACAUCCCUUGUCCAAUCCUUCUACGUCUCGCCAUAUCAACCGCGAGUGCAUGCGGCUGCUAUUUGGCGUACACGGCGUCCGAAAACACAUCGAAAUCCAGCGCGAAUUUCAACUCCUUGGCAAUGGCAUGUUUUGCAGCAGACUGUCGCAUGCUCUUUUCGACCCGGAUCAGGCCGGUGCCGAGCGAAGCACCGGUAUUGAGCUGUCGAGCGGCGGACUUGGAUUGCGGCUGUCGAGCCGCAACGGCGAGAACUGGCCGCCGGCAAGCUCUGAACUUCGACUGGCUCUGAUGGGCGUCCUUGCCGAGAGCUACUACCAGGGCAGGAAGGGUGAAAGCAAUGAGAUUCCAGCGAGUGCUGGCGCAGGCGGUAAGCAUGAAUUGCCUGGCGGGAUGAGCUUCGCGGUACGUGAUCUCUCCGUCGAGGAGAUGGACCGGUGCAUGGAUCCAGACUCUCUCGAAGCACUGGAUUUCCUCCGACUGUCGUACAAGCCACCCUCAGCGCUCUUGUCUAUCAUCACACCAGAUAUUCUAGCAAAGUACGACCGCGUGUUUCUACUCCUCCUACGCGUACUGCGCAUGUAUUACGUGGUCAACCAGCUAUUCGAGGACGACUUACAAUCGCGGGUGCGCAACAGAGCGCCUCGGCCGGGCCCUAGCCGAAAGAAAAGCUAUUUUGGCCAUGAGGAGAACGUGUGCAUGCGCUUUCGGAUCGAAAGCCGGCAAUUUGUGGCCAACAUCAUGGCCUAUUUCUUGGCCACGGGUGUUGACAUGCCAUGGAAGCGGUUCGAAGCAUGGCUCGACGACGUGCAGCGGGGCCUAGCGGAACCGGAGCAGGAGCAGGGAACAACAACUGCAACCAGCUCUGCACAAGCAGACCAAGCAAGCCCCGACAAGCUGCGCGAGCGUCACGAACAGGCACUGGAUGAGAUCAUGCUCGCAUUGCUGCUCCGCAAACGGCAGCAGCCACUGCUCCUCCUGCUACAGGGCAUCUUUGGCCUGAUCCUCGAGUUUGCCAAAGGCUCACGCGAGCUAUCUCGAGCCGAAGGCACGGGCAUUGGAGGACACAAGAGCAGUGAAGAUGCCGCGCUCGGAGCGCUGCUCACGGCGCACCAGGUCAAGACCAAGAAGCUCUAUGCAUCGUUCCGUAAAAAGGUGGCUGCGUUCCUUGCAGUGUGCCGGGGCCUAAGUGAGAAGGAGGCGGACAGCGUGGCGCGCAAGGACUACCAGCAGCAGCAAGAGUACCAGGACGGAUCGAGGGCGGGCGAGGGCAGUUCGCUGUCGAAGCUGUUGCUAAUGCUGGACUAUAACGGGUCGUAUUCGUCGUCGCGGAUGCAGUGGUAA
Molecule: messenger RNA, 2691 nt
Organism: Sporothrix brasiliensis 5110
Lineage: Eukaryota; Fungi; Ascomycota; Sordariomycetes; Ophiostomatales; Ophiostomataceae
Product: gamma-tubulin complex component
Exons: 3
Coding region: 1-2691 (896 amino acids)
Biological process (GO): microtubule nucleation; spindle assembly; meiotic cell cycle
Cellular component (GO): spindle pole; equatorial microtubule organizing center; gamma-tubulin complex
Molecular function (GO): gamma-tubulin binding; microtubule minus-end binding
Source: RefSeq, a predicted model, not a curated record